This is a messenger RNA of Phytophthora nicotianae INRA-310, 303 nucleotides long. RefSeq lists its product as hypothetical. The record is from RefSeq and is a predicted model, not a curated record. Lineage: Eukaryota; Oomycota; Peronosporomycetes; Peronosporales; Peronosporaceae. The coding region runs from base 1 to 303 and encodes 100 amino acids. The transcript is spliced from 2 exons.
AUGCUUGCAUGCAGCGGAGACUUUGACACCGGUACCGCCGAUCGCCACCACGAGAGUGGAGUGAAAGUUGAGGUAAACGAGAACAACAAAGGACAAGUCUGGCACGAGAUUACGCGAAAACGCACGUGCCGUCCUCUGAAUGGUUCUCCUGGAGGUCCUCAUCCACAUAUUGCUGACUCGUUUGCAAGUGAGACUGUCACGACUCGGCAGAGGGUCAGGACUUUGUCAGAGUCACUCUCUGGAUUGUCGGAUGGACUCGGUCAGCAAACUCCACGUGCCUUCCGUCGCCAGGAUCGGGCAUGA